AAGAGAAUCGAAACAGAAACUAGAGUCAGGAAAACUAUAAAAACUUCCCGGCCUGCAGCUGGACUCAGCUCCCACCGGAGAGUCAGAGGUGUCGCCCCGGCCCCUGCGCGUACCUCAGAGUCCAAAGGACCGCGCCCACCAGGUGGCACCUGCCACGGCUACAUUCCCGGGACGCGCGCGCUGCGCUCGGUGCCCUCUUGUCCAGGUGCGACCGCAGCCCCGCGCUCGGCCGGGAGACCCUGCGGCAGCCUCAUCUCGGUCAGAUACAGUGAGCAGACCCUGCUCCUCCAGGUAAGCAGCGGGCGCAGCACACACAUUCCACCCGUCCACUCCCCGGACAUCAACCUGACCGACCACCUACCUGGGAGAAUCCUCCCUUCUGAGAAGGAAAGAUGUCGAAUGGGUGUUCUAAAGACAUUAGUUUCCGCUAUCUCAUCGCAUGUUUCAGGCCUAGGUUGAAAAUGUACAUCCAAGUGGAGCCUGUGCUGGACUACUUAACCUUUCUGUCUGCAGACGUGAAGGAGCAGAUUCAGAGGGUGGUCGUCACCUCCGGGAACAUGCGCGCCGUUGAACUGCUUCUCAACACCUUGGAGAAGGAGGUCUGGCAACCUGGUUGGACUCAGGAAUUUGUAGAAGCUCUCAGGAGAGCCGGAAGCCCCUUAGCUGCCCGCUACGUGAACCCUCAGCUCACCGACUUGCCCUCUCCAUCAUCCGAGAACGCUCAUGAUGAAUGUCUCCAAUUGCUGACCCUCCUUCUGCCCACUCUGGUGGAGGAGCUGCUGGUUAGCGAUGUCUUGGAUAAAUGCAUGGAGAAGCAACUGUUGACACCUGAAGACAGAAAUCGGAUAUCUGCUGCAGAAAAUAAUGGAAAUGAAUCAGGUGUAAGGGAGCUACUAAGAAGGAUCGUGCUGAAAGAGAACUGGUUUUCUACAUUCCUGAAUAUUCUUCGUCAAACAGGAAAUGAUAACCUUGCCCAAAAACUGACAGGCACUGAUUGCUCAGAAAGCAAUGCAGAGAUGGAGAAUUCAUCCCAAGAAGGUGGUCCUGAAGUUGAAGAGCCACUUUCUUUAGCCUCAGAUCAGCCAAGUCCAGAGAAAGAGGCCUGGGGCAUGGAGAAUAAUUCUUCAGAAUCAUCUUUUGCAGAUUCUUUUGUAAUUUCAGAAUCAGACACAAGUUUGGCAGAAGGAAGUGUCAGCUGCUUAGAUGAAAGUCUUGGACAUAACAGCAACAUGGGCAGUGAUUCAGGCACCAUGGGAAGUGAUUCAGAUGAAGAGAAUGUGACAGCAAGAGUAUCCCCUGAGCCAGAACUCCAGCUCAGACCUUACCAAAUGGAAGUUGCCCAACCAGCCUUGGAAGGGAAGAAUAUUAUCAUAUGCCUUCCUACAGGGAGUGGGAAAACCAGAGUGGCUGUUUACAUUGCCAAGGAUCACUUGGACAAGAAGAAAAAAGCAUCUGUUCCUGGAAAAGUUAUAGUUCUUGUCAAUAAGGUACUAUUAGUUGAACAGCUCUUCCUCAAAGAGUUCAAACCAUUUUUGAAGAAAUGGUAUCGUGUUACUGGAUUAAGUGGUGAUACCCAAAUGAAGAUAUCAUUUCCAGAAGUUGUCGAAUCCCAUGAUGUUAUUAUCAGUACAGCUCAAAUCCUUGAAAAUUCUCUUUUAAACUCAGAAAAUGAAGAAGAUGCUGGUGUACAGUUUUCAGACUUUUCCCUCAUUAUCAUUGAUGAAUGUCAUCACACCAACAAAGAAGCAGUCUACAACAACAUUAUGAGGCGUUAUGUGAAACAGAAGUUGAAAAACUGUAGACUCGUGAAAGAAAACAAACCAGCAGCUCCCCUGCCUCAGAUACUGGGACUAACAGCUUCACCUGGUGUUGGAGGGGCCACAAAGCAAGCCAAAGCCGACGAACACAUUUUAAAACUUUGUGCCAAUCUUGAUGCAUUUACUAUUAAAACUGUGAAAGAAAAUCUUGAUCAACUCCGAGACCAUAUGAAGGAGCCAUGCAAGAAGAUUGCAAUCGCAGAUGAUACCAGGGAAGAUCCAUUUGAAGAGAAACUUAUAGAAAUAAUGACAAAGAUUCAAACUUACUGCCAAGUGAGUCCAAUGUCAGAUUUUGGAACUCAAUCCUAUGAACAAUGGGCAAUCCAUAUGGAAAAAGGAGCUGCAAGAGAAGGAAAUCGGAAAGACCGUGUUUGUGCAGAGCAUUUAAGGAAGUACAAUGAGGCCCUACAAAUUAAUGACACAAUUCGAAUGAUUGACGCAUAUAAUCACCUGGAAACUUUUUAUAAUGAUGUAAAAGAAAAGAAGUUUGCAGCCCAAGAAGACAGUGAUGAAAGUGUUGACAAUGAUGAUUGUGAUGGUGAUGAAGAUGGGGAUAAUUUAAAGAAAAUCAUGAAACUGGAUGAGACAGAUAGAUUCCUUAUAACUUUAUUUUUUGAAAACAAUAAAAGGUUGAAAAUGCUAGCUAAAAACCCCCAACAUGAAAAUCAAAAGCUGACCAAUUUAAGAAAUACUAUCAUGGAACAAUAUACUAGCACUGAGGAAUCAGCACGAGGAAUAAUCUUCACAAAAACACGCCAGAGCGCAUUUGCUCUUUCCCAGUGGAUUACUGAAAAUGAAAAAUUUGCCGAAGUGGGAGUCAAAGCCCACCAUCUAAUAGGAGCGGGGCACAGCAGUGAGUUCAAGCCCAUGACACAGAAUGAACAAAAAGAAGUCAUUAGUAAAUUUCGCACUGGAAAAAUAAAUCUGCUUAUCGCUACCACAGUGGCAGAAGAAGGGCUGGAUAUCAAAGAAUGUAAUAUUGUCAUCCGUUAUGGCCUCGUCACAAAUGAAAUAGCCAUGCUCCAGGCCCGUGGUCGAGCCAGAGCUGAGGAGAGCACCUAUGUUCUGCUUGCUCCUAGUAGUUCAGGAGUUAUUGAACGUGAGACAGUUAAUGCUUUCCGAGAGAAGAUGAUGUAUAAAGCUAUAGACCAUGUUCAAAAUAUGAAAGCAGAAGAGUAUGCUCACAAGAUUUUGGAAUUACAGAUGCAAAGUAUAAUGGAAAAGAAAAUGAAAAUCAAGAGAAGUAUCGCAAAGCAUUAUAAGCAAAACCCAUCGCUGAUAACUUUCCUUUGCAAAAACUGCGGUGUGGAAGCCUGUUCUGGGGAAGAUAUCCACAUAAUUGAGAAGAUGCAUCAUGUCAAUAUGACACCAGAAUUCAAGGAACUCUACAUCAUGAGAGAAAACAAAGCACUGAAAAAGAAGUUUCCCGACUAUCAAACAAAUGAAGAGAUUAUCUGCAAAUGUGGCCAAGCUUGGGGAACAAUGAUGGUACACAAAGGCUUAGAUUUGCCUUGCCUCAAAAUAAGAAAUUUUGUAGUGGCUUUCAAAAAUAAUCCAACAAAGAAGCAAUACGAAAAGUGGGCUGAACUGCCUAUAAGAUUUCCCGAUCUUGAUUACUCUCAGUGUUGUUUGCUUAGUGAUGAAGAUUAGCAUUUGAAUGAAGAUUCUUUUAAAAUACUAUCAAUUUAGUAUUUGACAUGAUUAUGACUAAUGUUUUAUGAUACUACAGAAGUGAUGGGCAAGUUAAUAAAACCAUUGCUUUAAUCUG
Molecule: messenger RNA, 3585 nt
Organism: Nycticebus coucang (slow loris)
Lineage: Eukaryota; Metazoa; Chordata; Mammalia; Primates; Lorisidae
Gene: IFIH1
Product: interferon induced with helicase C domain 1
Exons: 16
Coding region: 393-3467 (1024 amino acids)
Biological process (GO): innate immune response; positive regulation of interferon-beta production; response to virus
Cellular component (GO): cytoplasm
Molecular function (GO): single-stranded RNA binding; double-stranded RNA binding; DNA binding
Source: RefSeq, a predicted model, not a curated record